Molecule: messenger RNA, 3377 nt
Organism: Condylura cristata (star-nosed mole)
Lineage: Eukaryota; Metazoa; Chordata; Mammalia; Eulipotyphla; Talpidae
Gene: NCALD
Product: neurocalcin delta
Exons: 7
Coding region: 297-878 (193 amino acids)
Biological process (GO): calcium-mediated signaling
Cellular component (GO): cytosol
Molecular function (GO): tubulin binding; calcium ion binding; actin binding
Source: RefSeq, a predicted model, not a curated record
CAGACGCCGGGAGCGGUCGAGGCGGCGAGUCGCAGCGUCUUCUCUGCUUGCCGGGAGCCAGCGCGGAGUCGGACUGGAGAUUCGGAUCAUCUCUCAAACGUAUGUUUGAGUUUCAAGAGCCUGGCCUGGGGUUGCAGUGGGCAUACUGAUCAUCUCAACUUUUCCCUUGGAACUGCGCACUAGCUACAGUCAGAGAGGCCCUUGAGCUGCUGGUGAUAAAAUCUGCCGUGAUACGUGCAAGGCUUUGAGGUCUAAGAAGCUGCAUUGACUGUACAUUUUCAAUUCUUGCUGCCAGGAUGGGGAAACAGAAUAGCAAGCUGCGCCCAGAGGUUAUGCAAGACUUGCUGGAAAGCACAGACUUUACAGAGCAUGAGAUCCAGGAAUGGUAUAAAGGCUUCUUGAGAGACUGCCCCAGUGGACAUUUGUCAAUGGAAGAGUUUAAGAAAAUUUACGGGAACUUUUUCCCUUACGGGGAUGCUUCCAAAUUUGCCGAGCACGUCUUCCGCACCUUCGAUGCCAAUGGAGAUGGGACAAUAGACUUUAGAGAAUUCAUCAUCGCCCUGAGUGUCACUUCGAGGGGGAAGCUGGAGCAGAAGCUGAAGUGGGCCUUCAGCAUGUAUGACCUGGACGGCAAUGGCUACAUCAGCAAGGCAGAGAUGCUAGAAAUUGUGCAGGCAAUCUAUAAGAUGGUUUCGUCCGUCAUGAAAAUGCCUGAAGAUGAGUCAACCCCGGAGAAAAGGACAGAGAAGAUCUUCCGCCAGAUGGACACCAAUAGAGAUGGAAAGCUGUCGCUGGAGGAGUUCAUCCGAGGGGCGAAGAGUGACCCGUCCAUAGUGCGCCUCCUGCAGUGUGACCCCAGCAGCGCUGGCCAGUUCUGAGCCCGGCACCCCACGAAUUGUAGAGCUGCUUGUUUUCUCUUUCAGUUUUUCUUUUUAACAAAAAAAAAAAAAGUUUUUGUGGCCAAACAAUAUCGACGGUGAUGAUGUCCCCCGUGCGGUCAGAUGCACCUUCCCUGUGACGCCUUCGCUGCUUUUGUCGUGGACACUUCGUGGGAAUGCUGUUGCCCAGCGCUGUGGACAGUGCUAUUGCGCACACUCUGUGGUUUCCAUAGUGCUGAUGAUUUUUAAUUGUUGUCAUUUUUCUUUUGAUUCUGAUGUCUCUGUUCUAAAACCGAAGACUCGGGGAAGCAAGAGAAGGGAAGCCAAUCCAGUGAUUCUGUAGCAAGCUUCCAGGGUUUGUUUGAACAACUAAACCCCUGCCUGCCUUUGGUGUCACUCCCACGCUGGAUGGCACCAGAUGCUGGACUCCCUGAGAACAUGUGACUCUCUGGGGCCAGGCUAUUCAAGGGUCCUGGGGUGUUCCCCAGGGUGGCCCACCCAUGCUCUCCCCAGCACAUCGUAGUUUCUAAGCUGUGAACAUUUCAAAGUAAAUUCAUAGAGGAGAGGAGAAGAUGGCUCAGCUAUUUUUCACAGGUUUACACUAGUUGAGCAAAUGUAAGUUGCUUUGGAAAUUGAACACAAAUCAUAACUUAAAAUCCAAUCCAUCUUGUUGCCUAUUGUGAUUUAAAAAAAAAAAAAAAAGACUGCUGUAUAUAAAAUAUUUGGGUGUUGCAGACCAAAUUAAGUGUUUUGCCUUGUUUAAAUGAAAUGCAUGUUUAGUGAGCACUAAUACAAUCUUAUUACAGAAGACUGUUUUUAGUAGCUUAUUGUGAAGUAAGCCAACUCUAAUGAAUGUCUGUGUCUUGUUUGAAAGUCGUAUCUGUCUUUGCACAAAUGCACCAAUCAACAGGUAUAUUUUAUAUAUUCUAGAAAAGUACAAAGCAAACUUGACAAGAACCCAACCUUCAUUUUGAGUGUUUUUCUCGAGUGGCAGUGCAUGGAGAAUAGAAGCAGCGCAGGUUGAAAUGGGGUACAUCAGCUGAAGCCCCAGAAAGUUGACAUUUAUGAGAUACAUGAACUGACAUCCAGCCAGCCUAGCAACUCAUCAGCAGUGUUAGACAGUGUGGUGCUUUUCUGAGUGGAUCAAUAUUCCAUAAUCCCCUCCCCCCUAGAAAGCAUGAAUUCUUGGAACUUCCCAGUGGUUUCAUCGUGUGUAUGGUUAGGAAGCUAUAACUGGCAUGUUGAGUUUUCGAUGUCUUCAGUGGCCCUUCAAAGAAUUAGAGGUUGGACAAUCAUGUGAUUCGUCAUGAGGGGUCAUAGGCCAGUGUGUCUGUGGCUCCCAGCCCCACCAUGUGGAAUCCCAGAGUAUUUUCCAUCAGCAUGUUCUGUGAAUUAUAGAUUUCUGUUUCCAGAAAUGACAGCACCAAUUCGAGUUGCUGUUUGACCUGAUGACCUCACGUGCAUGAAUUUGAAUUGAAAGAGUAAAAAUUGCGGGCCACAGGUAAGUCAUAGUUUCACAAGCAUUCUGUAUGGUGAAGAGCAGAUGCUUGGGGUGUAGAGGAGAGAACCUGUUCUUGGGGAAGGCAGAGAGGGACCGCUGGGUGUCUUACUGCCAGGUUACUUGCUGUAAAACUUAAACCACAGAAAGAUAAACAUCAUAACCUCAAGGAAAACGAUGCUGAAGGCUUCUAACUUCCAGAUUCCUUCUCUAUCCCUUGACUCCUUUUCACUGGCAGUAUAUAUAUGUACAGUUCACCAAAAAGACAAGGUUUGGAAGGUGAAGUUUUGAGGCCCUGACCUGGCAAAAUAAUCUUAAUCUUCCUUUGAAUGCCCAUUCCUUAGAGUGGCUUUAUACCAAGACUUUCCAAAUUUCUCCAUGGGCCAAUUGGUCAAAUAUAUCUUAAAAGUAGGGAAUUAACUUAUGACUUAAGAGUGCAGAACAGGUGAGGUGACCCAGAGUGCCUUUCCUUCCCUGUCCCCCACCCUGCUCUUGAUCAAAGACCUAAUAGUUCCUUAGUCCUCUUUAGGUGGUGAAGUCAGUUUACCUGGGUCCUUCCCUCGUUCUCCCGUGAUAGGUUCCUGAGCAGACUCACCCACUCCCCAGGGCUUAGAGCUGGAGUGAGUAACUGGGGAGGAAGGUCUCAGCCUUUUAGGAAAGGAAGCAGAGCCAGAAGCAUGACUAAUGAAGCUGACACUCCUGGAAUACAUGCAAACUGGCAUCCUCCUGGCCUGCCCUUGACCCUGUCUGUAUUUUCUUGAGGUUUGUUUUCCUCCUAUCCCUCCUCCCCAGGAAGGGCUUUGUCUGUCUACUCCCAAGCACUCAAGUUUGGUCGACCCAGAGGGCUGAAUGCUUAAAGGUUUACAUCACUCCUUGCUGGGCUGUUCAUUGUCACUGCUGUGUGGUGGGACCUCUGGAAAUGGACUCUGUUCUGUGUGAAAUCAAGCCAGCCUGUGAUGUUCAAGGGACUGGAAUAAAGUGGCUUAUGACUUGAAGAAAGA